Messenger RNA from Musca vetustissima, 1254 nucleotides. Its product is annotated as methylenetetrahydrofolate reductase (NADPH)-like. The transcript has 3 exons. Gene Ontology annotation, cellular component: cytosol. Gene Ontology annotation, molecular function: FAD binding; methylenetetrahydrofolate reductase [NAD(P)H] activity. Bases 1 to 1254 code for a protein of 417 amino acids. The record is from RefSeq and is a predicted model, not a curated record. Gene Ontology annotation, biological process: tetrahydrofolate interconversion. NCBI's taxonomy places the organism in Eukaryota, Metazoa, Arthropoda, Insecta, Diptera, Muscidae.
AUGAGCUUUGACGCAAUCAAACAUCGUAUAUUUACUCUUAUUAUUCCAGUUUGCGUAUUUAGUACGCUAUCGGCAAGCACUUCAAUCGGUAGUCGUAGGGGAGUAUUACGCUCAGCUGAUCGCAUCACGAAGUUGAGACAAAACACGCAGCAGCUGAAAGAUCCAACACAACAAAUGCAGAAAAACAAACAGCUAACAACAACAAUGAGUAUACAAAAUAAUAAUAUGACUAUGCAAUCUCUGGGUCCCACACCGGCUCAGGGUGCCCAUGUACUGCCAACUCCAAAAACAUCUACCAAAUACUAUGAAAUGAAUGUUGCAUUCACAGAGCCACAACAACAAACACUGUCUUUCGAAAAUGAGACAUCAAAAACAGCAGCUGAUCAAAGACUUUUAAGGAAUGUGAUAAAUGAGAAGAUCCGCAAUGAAGAAUUCUUUUAUGGCAUUGAAAUAUUGGCACGUACAUAUAAUCCAAAUGUGCUGCUAGAUUAUAAUGCCUUGGGUCCGCUACUACCGCUGUUCACCUCCAUUGUAUGGUUGGGCAUGGAUUAUUGUAAUAUAGAAAACCUGCAUGAAAUAGAAGCCAUACGACUGGCCCACAAAUUAAAUCGUCAUGUGAGAGUAAUGCCUCACCUGUCAUGUUAUUGUCUAACCGAACAAAGACUAAGAGAAUUUUUACAAAUGGAUUUUUCCAACGUUCUCUCUAUACGAGGAGAUUAUUUUGAUAAGGACCAACAGUAUCAGCAUUCAUCGGAAUUGGUUGAGGCAAUUCGUAGAAUACGAGGUGAUUCUAUAAGCAUUGGCGUAGCAGGCUAUCCCGAGGGUCAUCCAGAAUGUAAAUCGAUGGAUGAGGAUAUAGGGAAUUUAGAGAAGAAGGUUCAAGCCGGUGCCGAUUUUAUAAUAACACAAAUUUGUUUUUCAUCACAACCGAUUAUUGAUUUUAUAAAAAAGUGUCGCAGAAGAAAUAUAAAAAUCCCCAUAUUAGUGGGUAUAUUUGUUCCAGAUAAUUUACGAAUGUUGGAGGCAAUAUUGCGUAUAACGAAAAUUCAAAUGUCCACGGGAGAUUUAGAGGAAUAUCGUCGCCAGAAUGAUUUGGGUGAAGGACAAUUUAAGGAAUAUGCUGUGAAGAAGGGGGUUGAAAUGAUUGAUGCAGUAUUGAGUAGUGAUGAGGUGGAUGUGUAUGGUUUGCAAUUCUUUACAAUGAAUAGAUUUCAAAAUAUUCCAUUGGUAUUGGAGAAGAUAAGAAAAAAAUAA